Molecule: messenger RNA, 1569 nt
Organism: Rattus rattus (black rat)
Lineage: Eukaryota; Metazoa; Chordata; Mammalia; Rodentia; Muridae
Gene: Kmt5a
Product: lysine methyltransferase 5A
Exons: 7
Coding region: 253-1569 (438 amino acids)
Molecular function (GO): histone H4K20 methyltransferase activity; protein binding
Source: RefSeq, a predicted model, not a curated record
AGGUAAUAAUGGUGUCUGUCUUCCCCGGGCUAUUCUGGGGCGUACACAAGAUAGCAUGGCAGAAGAACCCCAGCAAACUUAUCAAGGCUAGCCAGGGCUCCCAGGCUCCUCAGGGCCUCCUACCGGCUACAGGCUGAGUCUGCCUAGCUUUGGACGAGGGCCCAUCACUUCCUGGUUCUGUGGCCCUAGAGCCUACCCACCUAUUAGGGUGCCCACAGGGUGGACACCCGGGCUCGCGUGAACAUCCCACGCAUGCAGACGCGGCCCGGGUGCGGGCUCCGGGCGCCGUGCAGUCGCUGCGCGGAGUGGCCGGGGGCGCGCGCGCGAGGGGCUGCGCUGAGCCAGGAUUGGCUGUCGCGAACCCUCGCGCCCCCCCUGCAGGCGCCUGGCAGCGCCGCCCCAGCCCGCGCCGUCCCCGGCCUCGCUCCCGGCCCCGGCUGCGGCGCGCGCGGGGCGCCUGGCCUGCUGCGGGCCAUGGGCGAAGCGGGCGCCGUGGGGCGCCGCCGGCCCUUUCCCGGGGCGCCGCGGCGGCGCUGGUGGCGGCGGCAGCAGCAGCAGCAGCAGCGGCGGCGGCAGCGCUGGUGGCCGGGCCGCGGCGAGGGCGAGGGCGCCGGCCGUGCCGCCAUGGGCCUAGCCGGGCUGCAGGAGAACGUGUUUGCUGGGCAGUCAAAGAUCUAUGCCUACAUGAGUCCGAACAAAUGCUCUGGAAUGCGCUCUCCACUGCAGGAAGAGAACUCCGUCGCACAUCAUGAGGUCAAAUGCCCGGGGAAACCAUUGGCCGGAAUCUACAGGAAGCGAGAAGAGAAAAGAAACGCUGGGAAUGUUAUCCGAAGCGCUGUGAAGUCGGAAGAACAGAAGAGCAAAGAUACCAGGAGAGGUCCCCUGGCGCCUUUUCCAAACCAAAAAUCUGAAGCAACAGAACCUCCAAAAACUCCACCCCCGUCAUGUGAUUCUACCAGUGUAGCGGUUGCUAAGCAAGCCCUGAAAAAGCCCCUCAAGGGCAAGCAGGCCCCUCGGAAGAAGUCUCAAGGGAAGACACAGCAGAAUAGAAAACUCACAGAUUUCUACCCCGUGCGAAGGAGCUCCAGGAAGAGCAAAGCUGAGCUGCAGUCUGAAGAAAGGAAGAAGAUAGAUGAGCUAAUUGAGAGCGGGAAGGAAGAAGGCAUGAAGAUUGAUCUCAUCGAUGGCAAAGGCAGGGGUGUGAUUGCUACCAAGCGAUUCUCCCGGGGAGACUUUGUAGUAGAAUACCAUGGAGACCUCAUUGAAAUCACCGAUGCCAAGAAGCGGGAGGCUCUGUAUGCACAGGACCCCUCCACGGGCUGCUACAUGUACUAUUUUCAAUAUCUGAGCAAAACCUACUGCGUGGAUGCCACUCAAGAAACGAACCGCCUGGGGAGGCUGAUCAAUCACAGUAAGUGUGGGAACUGCCAGACCAAACUGCAUGACAUCGACGGCGUGCCUCACCUCAUCCUCAUAGCCUCCCGAGACAUUGCGGCGGGGAGGAGCUCCUGUCGACUAUGGAGACCCGGACAAGGCCUCCAUCAAGCCUACCCUUGGCUGAAGCACUAA